Messenger RNA from Nymphaea colorata (pocket water lily), 3029 nucleotides. Its product is annotated as G-type lectin S-receptor-like serine/threonine-protein kinase SD2-5. Bases 121 to 2814 code for a protein of 897 amino acids. Gene Ontology annotation, molecular function: protein serine/threonine kinase activity; ATP binding. The record is from RefSeq and is a predicted model, not a curated record. Lineage: Eukaryota; Viridiplantae; Streptophyta; Magnoliopsida; Nymphaeales; Nymphaeaceae. Gene Ontology annotation, biological process: protein phosphorylation. The transcript has a single exon.
UUGUAUUUCAUAUGCUCAGAUUUCUAAGAGUUCGAUCUUCAAACUUUAUCGUAAACAUUCAUAAUCUAUAAGGAGAGAGGGAGGGAGAGAGAGAGAGAGCUAUUCGCCGCCACCAUCAGGAUGAGCGGCACCACCACCGCCACCACCAUCAGUCUCCUCUCCCUCCUCCUCCUCCUCUUCUACGUGGUGGACUGUGCCUCCGGUGAACUCUUUGUAUUGCCCACGAACUGGACGACGUCGCCGGGGUCAGCCGGAAACCUCACCAUCAACACCGACCGAGGUACCUUUUUCCCGGCAACCAACUCCACCGGAAGCCCCAUCGCGAGCAAUGGGUCUGCCUUCAUCCUCGGCUUCCUCAAACCCAACAACUCCAACUUCAUUCUCUCCAUUGUUAUCAACCCCUCUUCCGCCCGCGCUACUACCGUUUGGUCCCUCAACCCUUCCCGGCCCAUCCCCGGAAAUUGCUCCCUCAGCCUCUUCGGCAACAGAACCAUCGUUCUCAAGGACGCCAACGGGUCCGUUGUCGGCACGCUAGGCGGCUCCGGCGCCAAGAUGCUCGGCAUGCUAGAAAAUGGCAAUCUCCAAGUGUAUAAUACGUCCACCAGGUUGCUUGCAGUAGCCCGUCGCGUCAUCUGGCAGAGCUGGGACUACCCGUCGGACGUCCUCCUUCCUGAGCAGGCGCUCCGUCAGGGCGCCGCCCUCUCCGAUAGCACUUCCGGCCUUUACAACCUCACAAUGCACGCCGGUGGUGCCGUCCUAUACUAUUCUGGCCAGCCGUAUAAGACUCUUCCAAUGACGUCCAAUUUCAGCGUCGCCGGCGCUGUCCAGCCGUGCUUCUCCCCUUCAAAUCUCUCCGCUGCUGGUCAGUCCUUCGCAGAAUAUACGGGGUUCUCGUUGGAGUUGUACUACUCAGGCCGGGCAUCAAAUUCAUCCGCUUCCUGUUCUUUUCUCAAUUCUUCCACGUACCUCGAUUCCGGCGACCGCAACGACUCGACCACGGGGAUCUUGCGCCUCGACGCCGAUGGAAACCUCCGGACCUACGCGCUGAUGCCGCCGCAGCCAUGGAAUUCGAAUUUUUCGCUUGACUGGCGGCCCGAACGAGAGCUGGUGUCUCCCCAACAGAGUUGUGAUUUGCCGUCCUUCUGCGGCUCCUAUGGGCUCUGCCGGAGCCAGCAAUGCAGCUGUCCUGGGGUUGAUUCCGCCGAUCAUUUUGACCAGAUUAGCCCCAGCGACGUCACCGCCGGCUGCAAGCCCAGGAACGCAAUUAACUGCACUUCCGGUAGCCAGACAGCCAUCCAUUUCAUUCGUAUUCCGGCCUACGACUACUUUCUCAAUGACUUGAAGCCACCAGAAAAUUACACUUCAAAUGUGACUGCCUGUGAGUCGCUCUGCUCUGCUUCCUGCGCUUGCCGCGCGUACUUCUACCGAAACUUCUCCGGCGAAUGCUUUCUGGUUUCAGGCAACAUCUAUACCCUCAAAUAUGCAGCCAAUGAUUCAUAUCAUGCUGGAAUCAAGGUCCAGAAUGCCACCACUCUAGUAGCUACACAGGCUCGAUCACGUAGCCAUCUCAGCGUUUUCUCAAUAAUCGGCAUUACCAUCGGCUGCUUGGCCCUCGUGUUCGCAGUCUUCCGGUGUGUCUGGCGGCCUAGAGCAGCAAGUUCGAUCGCUGACAUCAAAGACGAAGAGGACUCCGAGGAGGACAAGGACGAACUGGAAGAGGAGGAAUUCCUGAAGACGCUGCCGGGACUGCCGCCGAGGUUCACCUUUGCGGCGCUUCGCGACGCCACAAAUGGAUUCAGCCAGAAGCUCGGCACCGGCGGUUUCGGCACCGUCUUCCGCGGCACGUUGCCCGACGGCACGCGGGUGGCCGUGAAGAAGCUCGAAACCCUCCGGCAAGGAAGCCGCCAGUUCCGGGCGGAGGUCGCCACGAUCGGGAGCAUCUCCCACGUAAACCUGGUCCGCCUCCGCGGCUUCUGCGCCGACAGCAGGCACCGGCUCCUCGUCUACGAACUCCUACCCAACGGCUCGCUCGACAGAUGGCUCUUCGAGCCCAGGCCGUCGACCUCCGCCACUAAAGCACAAGACCAGCCGAGCACCGGUUUGCUAAAUUGGAGACAGAGACACUUCGUCGCCGUCGGCACGGCUCGUGGCUUGGCUUACCUCCACGAGGGUUGCCGCGAGCCGAUCAUGCAUCUCGAUAUCAAGCCUCAGAACAUCCUCCUAGACGAUCGAUUCGUCGCCAAACUUUCCGAUUUCGGCAUGUCCCGGCUGCUCGGGGAAGGCGAGACGACGCAGGUCGUGACGGCGGUUCGCGGCACGCCAGGAUACCUCGCGCCGGAAUGGAUCCGCUACUCGGUGGCGACGAAGAAGUGCGACGUGUACAGCUACGGGAUGGUGUUGCUGGAACUGGUGUCCGGCCGCCGGAACUUUGUGCCGGAAGCCGAGGACCCACGGCACUGCUAUUUCCCGGCGUGGGCAAUGCUGAAGGCGAUGGAGGGGCAGUUCAACGAGGUGGUGGACGCGAGGCUGAAGUUGACGGAAACGGAGAUGGAGGAGGCAGAGCGGAUGACCAAAGUAGCAUUCUGGUGCAUCCAGGAGCAGCCGAACAGAAGGCCGUGUAUGGUGACGGUGGUGAAGAUGCUGGAGGGGGAGGCGGAAGUCGAGGCGCCGCCGCUGUGGCUGGUGGAGUCUGAGAGGGCGCCGCGGUUCCUGGAAGCCUAUGGGUACGACCAGGUCGCGUGUUCGGUGGAGGACGGGUCCGAACCCGUCUCGUUCUGUACGCGAUGCGGCUCGGAAGUUUCCGGACCCAGGUGACUCGACUCACCCUCUCCUUGUAAAUCUGUAAUCCAUGUGUAUACCGGAAUCCCUCCUUCCCCUCAUUGGAAUUUUUUGAUAUAUUUUUAUCUUUUUCCAGUUUUCUUGUUCAUAGUAAAUAUUUCCUUUCAUACAUUUGAUGAGGGAAGGAACCCAUUUUUUGGGGGUGCAUAUAAAUGUAUUUUGAUAUCAUUUCCUUAACUAUUUACUCUUGG